AUGUCGCCAUCCGUACGCAGUGUCGAAUCGGUGGUUAUCCCUGACCUCAUUGCUAUGGAGCCUUUUGAGUUUCGCAUUAACCCUCUCGAUUCGAUCAUUGGGCCUGCCACAGACAAGUGGCUCGAAACGCCAGGUGUCCUUACAACGAAGAAAAUGCAGAAGACACAGAAAGUACUGAACGCGGGACUGCUGGGUGCUAUGUGUUGGCCGGACAUAAAUGACAGGGAGCGCCUCCAAGUUUGCACAGAUUUCGUCAACUUUCUCUUCCAUCUUGACGAUCUUACGGAUGAUAUGGAUGGAAAGAGUGCAGAGACUGUUAGGGAGGCGGUAAUUGACCCGAUGGAUAACCCAGAGAAGUGGAUGAAGAAAAUCGAACGGGGAGAAGCCCACGGCAUCUCAGCUUUGGCGCUUGAUCUGUGGUUGCGUAUCUGUCAUACAGCUACCCCGGUAGUUUCCAAGCGCUUUAGGGAUACGUUUGACACGUUCUUCGUUGCGGUGACGGAGGAGGCUGUAGACCGCAAAAAGAAGGUUAUCCGUGGCGUCCAAGACUACAUCGAUCGUCGUCGUGUCAACGGGGCUGUCCGAUCUUGCUUCGCUUUAAUCGAAUACGCGAAUGAUUUCGAGCUUCCGGAAGAAGUAUUCGACCAUCCGACCAUCCGAAAGCUUGAAGAUUGGGCGAACGAUCUGAUAACCUGGGCAAAUGACAUCUUAUCCUUCCCGAUUGAAUACGAGCGUGGUGACUCGUCCAAUAUAGCGAUGUCCGUCAUGCAUGAGAAGGGUCUCGGAGUUCAAGAUGCGAUGGACCACUCCAGCAAGCUCUUCGGCGAUGUGGUCGAGAAUUACGUUACAGCCCGAGCUACGCUGCCAAGUUGGGGACCAGAGAUCGACAAAAUGGUAGAACUGUAUCUCCAUGGCAUGGAGUACUGGGUUAUAGGCUCCACCGAGUGGUGCUUUUGGACCCAGCGGUAUUUCGAGGAUGGGCUGGCGGUCAGAGAAAAGCGGGUGAUAGAAUUCCAACGUCCUGAGAAGGCUACGUAG
Dacryopinax primogenitus is the source of this 1038-nucleotide messenger RNA. RefSeq names its product terpenoid synthase. NCBI's taxonomy places the organism in Eukaryota, Fungi, Basidiomycota, Dacrymycetes, Dacrymycetales, Dacrymycetaceae. The coding region runs from base 1 to 1038 and encodes 345 amino acids. The record is from RefSeq and is a predicted model, not a curated record. The transcript has 3 exons.